Vespula vulgaris is the source of this 1855-nucleotide messenger RNA. Its product is annotated as ankyrin repeat and ELMO domain-containing protein D-like. Bases 312 to 1847 code for a protein of 511 amino acids. Gene Ontology annotation, molecular function: protein binding. The transcript has 6 exons. The record is from RefSeq and is a predicted model, not a curated record. Lineage: Eukaryota; Metazoa; Arthropoda; Insecta; Hymenoptera; Vespidae.
UCAAAUGCUACAAUAAUUCGAAUGAUAACAAAAUGAUAUAUAAAUUGUUACAUUUUUUUAUAAACUAAAUAAAACUAUAUAAAAUAAUAAAAAUUAUAUAAAUCUCUAUUUAUUGAUAGAUAAAAUUAAAAUAAUAUAAAUAUCUAUGAAAAAACAUUUUUUUAAUUAUGACAUAUGUAUAUUCAUUAUAAGGUCAUAAAAGAAAAUAUUUACAAGCUCGAUAUCAUAUAUCUUUUGUUAGAGAUUAAACGUUAUAAUUACUAUUAUCUUCGAUAUUUAUACCAUAAGGAUUAAUUAAAAGAGUUAAAAUAAUGGACACUCAGAAAAAUAUCAUUGGAAAUGAUAGAGAAGCAGAAGAUUCAAAAAAAGCGAUAGAAUCAACAGUUAUAAAGUUGUUACGUACACAAGAAUAUACUUUGAAUGCUGUUAAUAAUUAUGGUGAAAAUUUAUUACACAUUAGUGCAGCAUAUGGGUGUUCUGAUAUCAUUAAAGAAAUUUUACAGAAAAAAGAACAUCAUCAAGUUAUUAAUAGAAAAAAUAAAUUUGGUUGGACACCUUUGAUGCAAGCUAUUCGAAAUAGAAAUAUUGAUACUGUUAAAUUACUUUUACAACAAAAAUCAAAUGUAAAUGAUUCAACUUAUCUUGGAAUGUCAGUAGUUGGUAUAGCUUGUGCAAUAAGUAAAGAAAUGUUGCAAAUGAUAUAUGAAAUUUGUCCGUCUACAUUAAUAAAUGCAGUGAAUGAUGACAUUAGUCCACUAUGUAUAGCUGCAUUGAAAAAUGAUAAAGAUUUGUUUUUUUCUUUGAUUGAUAUGGGUCUAGAUGUUUCUAAAGCCAAUGAAUAUACACACAUUAUGAUGAAACAGUCGACAGUACCAGAAAUAGCAAAGUUGGCAAGAUGCUAUGGUGAAAUCGAGGAUUAUUGGAAUGAUGAAUCAAAUGACAUUCCAAUAAAAAAUGAAUCAAACAAUAAUGAUACUAUAAGUGAAUAUAAAAAUAAAUCCCAAUAUAUUGUACAAAUGCUAAAGGAUUUUAAUAAUAAAGACGAUAUUUUAAAUAACAACGACGACAAGAAAAAUAAUAAUAAUAAUAUCCCUUUAAUAAAUAUUGGUACAUAUCAUACUGAUACAAGUAAUCAAUCUAAUUUAAUGAAAACUCUGGAGAGUAAUUACAAAGAAAAACAUUUAGAAUGUCUUAGUAUUAACUUGUUAUCUGCAGCUACAUCAGAACCAAGUCUAAUAUCACCUACUUUCUUAGACAUUUCUAACACAGAAUUUCCUACUUCUCCAAAUAUAUAUUUUGUGAAAAAUUGUACAAAUUUAGCCACCAUUAAUGAAAAUGAUGAAAAAAAUCCAUUUAUGACAGAAACUGAAGCAGAAUAUAAUAAAUUGCUAGAAUUCUGUACAUCUACAAAAGAUUCAAAACAUUCACCUACUGUAAUGCUUAAAAGAUUACAGUCUAUACGACCAGCAGACUUAGACCUCACAUCUGUUCAAAAUGAUCAUAAUACUACCCUUGAAUUUAUACCAGAAUUUAGUCCUACACAGUCACCAAAUGUUCCUGAAUAUAUUAAUGAUGAAAAUGUAUCUGGUGACAAAACACCUACACCUCCACGUUACAGAACUCCACCAAGAGGAAUGGUUCUAAAUUCACAACAAACUAAAAUGAUUGUUUUUUUAAAAUGCUAUGGUUUAUGUCAUCACAUGUCUACAUUCCUUAAAGAAGAAAUAGACAUGGAUCUUAUUCUAAUGCUUUCUGACAAUGAUUUACAAGAAAUUGGAAUAAAAGAAGAAGCUGAAAGGAUAUCUAUAUUAACAGCUAUAAAAACAUAUCAAAGUAUUGAAAUGUAAUAUAGAAA